Messenger RNA from Habropoda laboriosa, 1100 nucleotides. RefSeq names its product patj homolog. The coding region runs from base 207 to 1100 and encodes 297 amino acids. The transcript has 6 exons. NCBI's taxonomy places the organism in Eukaryota, Metazoa, Arthropoda, Insecta, Hymenoptera, Apidae. Gene Ontology annotation, molecular function: protein binding. The record is from RefSeq and is a predicted model, not a curated record.
UGAUAGCAAAAUGCAAUUAAAUUCUUCCUGUGAUAUUUCACGAAAUCGAUUGUAAUUUUUGUGCGUGAUCGUGAAAUUUGUUCAGAAUCAACGACUCGCAACCUGCUUGCCUUCUAUUGAAUUCCGCAGAGCAAUUUAGUUUUUUACAGGUGGUUAUACAAGACUUUUUAUACUCAUUUAACUGAAGUAAAUCUGACAGCAACAAGAUGCCUCUCAGUGCAGACAUAUCUACUGCUCUUCAUUUAUUGGAGCAUGUUCAAGAAAGGAUGGAAGAUUGCGAUGAUCCUAAGCUACAACUGCUUACAACUCAAGAUAUAAGAUCUUUAAUUGCCCUUCUGGAGGAUCCAGUAUUUCGUAGCAUAGUGACAAUUCAAGACUCCCUGAUCGAACUAAAUACUCAGUUGGGACAACACCCAUCUAUUCUUCCUGGGGACUUUGAUAUUAACAUUAGUGGGCAGCUGGAGCUUUCUACUCAUAGUACACCAGUGCAACCACUUGGAUCAAAUGUGUAUCAGGAUUUAUAUCAAGACAGCAGUGAAUUAGAAGAUCAAAGAGUUCCAGUUGUUCCAUUGGUACAUAGCAGCAGCGAAGACACUAGUGCACAGGUUACAAGUCCAAGUCUUGUUUCAGAGGUUAUGGGUAUGCCUCCAAUUACAACGACAACAUAUGCUAAGGAAUUCAAGAAAGUUAUUGAAGCUGCAGCAAGAGGUCGUCAGAUAUUUACUGUGCAGUUGUAUAAACUAGAGGGAACCAGUCUAGGAUUCAGUGUGGUUGGUCUUCGCAGUAAGGAUAAAGGAGAGCUUGGCAUAUUCUUGCAGGAGAUACAACCAAAUGGCAUUGCUGGCUGGUUUCUCAAAGGUGCACCAUACACUAUUUUAUAUAAAACAUCGAUGAAGGACAAAGAAUUUAAAACUAUAAAUUUAUUACCUACACGUCCUGGAAGACCGCUAAAAUUUGAAAAAAUCGCCCUGGCGCCAUUGUACCAAGAUGCCAGGCCUAUUACUUAUGAAAAAUAUAAAGACAUCAAGCAGUUAUUACCUUAUAUACCUCCGGUGCAUCAUGCAUAUUUCGAAACACUGCCACAUGCAGAGCAUAAGUAA